AUGCUGUGUGCGUUCAACGGCACGGCCCUGAGGAGCGUCCUGCCUCCACUGCUGCUCUCACAGUUCGUCCUGGGAGCCCUGGGGAACGGCCUGGCCCUGUGGAUCUUUUUCUUUUACCUGAAGCCGUGGAAGAGCAGCACUGUGCUCCUCUUCAGCCUGGCCACGAGCGACUUUCUGCUGAUCCUGGUGCUGCCGUUUCGGGCCAGUUACUACCUCUCUCAGCUGCAGUGGCACUUCGGGGGCUUCAUGUGUAACCUGUGCCUCUUCAUGCUGGCCAUGAACCGCACUGGGAGCGCCUUGUUCCUCAUGGCCAUCGCUCUGGACAGGUACAUGCGUGUGGUCCACCCCCAUCACCCAGUCAACUUCUUAAGCCUCUCCAAAGCCAUGUGUGGAGCGGCUGUGCUGUGGCUGAUGGCCAUCUCCAUGAGCGCUCACAUAUUUACCUUAAAACACAACAAUCACACGUACUGCCAGAGCUUGAGUCUGCCUGAGACCGAGCUCCCAGGGAAUUUGACUUGGCAUAAAUUUGCCUUUUUGUUCUCCUUCUACAUGCCUUUCCUGGUGAUCCUCUACUGCACUGUGAGCAUCACGUCUCAUCUGAGAGGAAGGCAGAUGGCCCAGCACGCCACAACCAAGAACGCUUUACGUUUUCUCAUCGUGGUGCUUGUGCUCUUCGCCCUCUGCUUCCUUCCCAGUAACGUGGCUCAGGUCGUCAUGUGGUACAGGAUAAACACAGCUGUGCACACACUGUCCGAGAGCCAGGUGUGCGCCGUGAUGGAGGAGCUGACCACAGUGUUCACCUUCACCAUCAGCCUGACCUACCUGAACAGUGUCCUGGACCCACUGGUCUACUACUUCUCCAGUCCGACCAUCAGGACCAUCUGCAGGAGGGCGCUGCAUCUGCCCCCGGCCUCAGAGCAGAGACCACAGCUCAACAGGACGAAGGAGGAGGGUUUAUGA
This is a messenger RNA of Knipowitschia caucasica, 960 nucleotides long. NCBI's taxonomy places the organism in Eukaryota, Metazoa, Chordata, Actinopteri, Gobiiformes, Gobiidae. The record is from the annotation of a GenBank genome assembly.